This is a messenger RNA of Cavia porcellus (domestic guinea pig), 5773 nucleotides long. RefSeq lists its product as uncharacterized. The coding region runs from base 1 to 861 and encodes 286 amino acids. The record is from RefSeq and is a predicted model, not a curated record. The transcript is spliced from 5 exons. NCBI's taxonomy places the organism in Eukaryota, Metazoa, Chordata, Mammalia, Rodentia, Caviidae.
AUGGGCGAGGGGGGAAAAAAGAACGAGGGGAGGAAAGAAAGGAAAGGAAACCCAGCCCCUCCGCCGAGCGCCGGCCGCACGACCAGCCUCGAAGGAGUCCUUCCUGCAGUCUGCACUUUGUUUUCUUUUCCUCCUUCUCCCGGCUCCGCGUUCCUUCGCACACUUGCAAGUUCUCGGAGCCCGACCCCUCCCGCCCCUCUCCACCCGCGCUGCGGGCGCGCAGGAGGAGGCGGCCCCGAGGGCUCCCGCGGCGGCGGCGGCGGCGGCUCGCGAAGUCCGGCCGGUCAGGCGGCGCCAACUCCGCUCAACUUCUGCCGGUCGGCGGGGGAACCGCGCGCGCCCCGCGCUUCCCUCCCGGGGGCUGAGCCGGCGAAGAAGAGAGCAAGAUCAAGGGGGCUACAGAACCAAAGUAGGCUUAGCAAGGUCAGGACAUUGUGCUGGUACUGGAGCUCCAGGCAGUUCAUGGUGCUCAGAGACCCCAAGCUUGGAGAUCCCACCAAUCUCCCCCAGAAACUGGAGGAUCAUUUAAUCCCCACAAGACAUCUCUACAAAAAAAGAGAAGAAGAAUACAGGGGUCUCCUUGGUUUUGUGAAAUGGGACUCUUACCUCUGGUCUCAGUUUGCUGUGGCAGAAGGAAGAAGACAGCUGUGCUCGGCCCCUUUGCAGCAGCGGCUUGCUGCUCUCCCUCCUCAUGGCUAUGCCAGCUCCCUCUGCAGCCCCUCUCACUGGGUGGAUCUUGAAGGCCAGGGAUCGAACUCGCGACUGCCUGCUUGCAAGGCCGGCGCUUAUGCCGCUGAGCUAAAUCCGCAGCCCCUAAUCUCCUCUUCUAAAAAGCUUUCACAAAAUGUGAUCUUUGAUUAACGCUGGUGGUUCACAUUCCAUCAAACUUUAAAUAUUCCAUGCUGAAAUGAGUAAUUGUGACUUUGAAGGAAGACUUCUGGCUGUCGCUAUCUUCCCAUAUUAGGCCUCCCAGACUGAACACAUUAGGGGAAAGAGACAGGCCAGACCAGGCCUUCAGUUGCUCAGCUUGGUAAAGGGUGAGGGUGACCAACAGUCCCUUUCCAUUCUAAGUGUGAGGAGCAUGUCUUGAGCCUUGCAUGGGCACCUGUGAACAUCGGGAAACCUUUCCACACACAGGCAUCCAGAAAAGUGUGCAAGCCACAGCUGAGAGUUCAGGCCAAGGUGAGGGGAGGCAUACACCACUUGGGCCAAUGCCUUGGCCCUAGGCUGCGUGGCCUGAUCAUGUAAGCCACAAGCAGGCUUUUCCGAAAGCCACAGCUGCCUCUCAAGCAUACAUCCAGAUCUGAAGAUGACAGCUACGGGCCAUUCCUCUGACACCAGUGACCAUGCUUUGUACCCUGUGACACCAGUACUCUGGCUACAGGUGUCUGGAUGUCACCUGGAGACUACACAGCAGAGCAUCCUGGGAGGAGGCUUUCCUGGGUGCAAGACUCUGGGACCUGAUCAUGCCCAAGUUUCUUAGAAAAAGAAACUUGACAGGGUGAACACAGAGCCAGCAAAGUCCUCUACUAAGCAACUGCUGGAAGCUGAGAAGAAAGGCACAGUCAUGGACUAUCUGUGUCACUGAACAGUGAGGUUAUCUAAGGCAGCUAAGGAAAGAGGAUGGCUCCCCCAUUCCCUCAUGUGCUCUUACAAUGAGAGCAUGAGUUCCCCAAGAAGACCGAAGUUUGUCACUAAGUCUUGAUACCUGAAAGGGUGGCUGAUUGCAAGAAACACGUGAAACUAUCAGUUCCACAAGAGGCUAUAGUGCCACUGAGUCACUGGAGCGAAGCAGAUGCCAAAAGCCCCAAUGGGGGGACAAGAGUAUGUGGGCACCCGGGCACCUCAGAACAACCACCACAGGCUGAUAUACAGAUGUGAGUGGAGUGGACAGGGACACAUGGCCAGAGUGUCAAAGCCCUGGCAUCUAGCAGAAAGUUGGAGGCUCUACCGGAGUGGUCAGAACAAGGCCUGGUGCAUCCUGAGUGAGCUUGAGGAGGCUGAGUUCUCCCUGACAGCAGAAAGGUGACUACAGAGGUAUGAGUCAUCUCCUAAUCAUGGCCCUUUACCCUGUGCUCUCUAGCUCUUGGCCCACACAUAUCAAUCCCGGCCCAACUUCAAAGUCCCUUGGCAUGUGGAAUAGAGUAUAUGGAAUCCCCCAAUGGAAUUGGGGGCCUCUGAGCUCAGAAACCACAUCCAGAGUCCCUCAGAGCAGUGGCCUCCAAGUGACCUGCUUGCUCUUGGCAAGGAUUGGGCCAGGAUUCUGUAUUUCCCACAAGCUCCCUCAGCUGCCAACUCUGAUACCCAGUCAGCCUUCAUGAUGCACUGCCCUUUGGGAUCUCCCACUGGACUCCACAGGUGACCACUGAGGCAUGAUCAGUUCCCAGGAAACAGCUGACCAUAUCAGGCUAUGAGAGGGUAAGGGGCAAGGGGAGAGAAGGAGUUAUGUUUCCCCUUCUCCUUUCAGUGGCUCCCUCUCUCCUGAAGACCUUUACUGUCAGAAGUUACCCUCCAGGAGCGAUGCCCUGGUUCAUAGCCUCUAGCUUCUGGCCAUAUGUGUUUCUGGGCAGGACCUUAUGCCAUCAAUUAUUCUGUUGUAUUUUAAAGACCCAUCCAAGGGUUUUAGCUCUUCUGCCCUAUCAGGUUGGUAACUCGGAACACUAGGUAUUAUUUUCUUCCCUUCUAAAGGUCAGCCAAAGCACCAUUCCAUCUCCUGAUUUUGCUGAGCAAUCCUCCAACUGGCUUUCCUUGGUGCCCUUCUUAGAGAUGUCAGUCAGUUCACCAGAUCUUUAGCUACUUCUCCAGUUACCUCCAGGAGAAUCAGAACCUCCUCAAAGCUACCAGCACUAUGGCUUUAGCUUUCCUCUGCCUUGAACAAUUCCCAAAAUUAACCAGCUCUACAAGCUUAGUCUUUACCACAUUGGAAGAUCUGACCCAGAAAAGCCAGCCUCCUGCUGUUACAGAACUCCUGGACAACUGACCCAGUUCCAGGACCCAGGAGUACUGGAGCACCAUAGAAGGCAGGACUGGGGCAGGACUUUCUUGGCAACAAGUUGCUCCCAGGCACAAAGCUACCCUCUGUCACCCUCAUAAGAUGCAUGGCCCUUAGUUAUCAGUGGACUAAGCAGAGCACUGGAAUUGAUCCAAAGAGGCUUUGUUCAACCUCUAUACCUGGACAGGAGGUCCCAGCUGAGGGUAGUUUCUAAGGAAGACACCAGCAUAUAACUUUGAAGCUGUCUGGUAGGACAAAUGCAAGCAAAAUAUGGCUAGAAAGAAUUCUCAAGUUGCAUUUCAGACUUCCCUUUAACAAUUUGCUCUGCUCUCACAUGUGGCCAAAAAGCUGUCUUGUGAUGUGGAGUGGCAUCUAAGGGGAAAGGGCCUCAUUUUCUCAGUUCAGCUCAGCUGUCUCUAAGCCAAGCAGACCUGGCAUGUGCUUCCUGGAGAAAAUUGCAGGUCACUGGUUAGUGCUUCUCAUCGUCACUGUCAUUAAUAAUUUUGACUUGGUGUUCUGCUGCUUAUUUAUGUGGAGAAGUCACAUCUAUCUUUUUCUAUUCCCCGCUUGCCAGGCAGAGAAAAAUGGCCAGAGUUUUCUUCUGAAAAGCACAAGGCACAGUGGGUCAAAGCUAGGGAUCAAGGAAAUUAGUGACCUCAAGGUGACCCAAGGAAAGUAGUCACCUUGGAAAAGGCUUCCUUUAAGUGAAGCAACAUGCGUGUGGAAAGAAGAUUCCUUAGGUCAUCAUAAAUAGUAAUAUGACCUGCCUUGGUGGAAAAAUUCACCUAGUUCUCUUGACAAAUCAUCUCUAUAAGAGAUCUAAGUGAGGGUCACCGAGACGUAGUUAAAUACAGCUGGCAACCAAUUAGAAUAAUUGUAAGCAAGCAACUGGAAAAAAUAGAUUCCCAAAUGUUAGUCAGACGGAUAAACUUAUAAGCCAACAGUGAACUUGCCACCAAUAAUAAAACACGGUUCUUGCUGAGUUAACAACGACCUUUACGCAUGCAGUGGACUUGUGUUAGACACCACAUCGAGUACUUGAGAAUAACAGGGUAGAAAGAGCACUGGCCUGGGAAUCAGAAGACCUGGGUUUUCUGUUCUGCCAUACCCAGCUAUGUGGUCUGGGUGAGUAAUCCCCUCUCUCUGGGCUAACUAUACUGGUCUAAAAACUGAAGAGGUGAAACUUACAGGAGCUCAGCAUUCCCUUCCAGGCUGAGAGUUUGAAACCAUGACUAUUUCUGGGCAAUUCAUGAGCCAGUCACAUAAAUGAAGCUCUUCUUGUCUCAUGUCUGGCUCUUGCAGUGGAUUCAUUUCAUGAUCAAAGUACAACAUUGAGGUGGACCAGUGAUGUAUUCUGCAUACCCCUGGGACCUUGUGGAGGUCACUAUGGCCAAAACUAUUUUCAUAAUAAAACUUAAGAUGCUGCUUACCUUUGUCACUGGGUCAUCACCUGCACCAACAUCACAAAAGCAAUGGUGGGCACAGUUGUGAUGCCUUGGCACAAGUCAAGGCAGAAUUAACCUAGCCAUCACUGUAGCCUUCUCAGCUGGGUGCUCACGGAAGCAGGAGGAAGCUGGGUCUGAUUAGGAAUGACCUUGAUAAAGUAAUAAACAUUUUUAACUUUAUUAAAUUCUAACUCUUGAGCACACUUUUUACAAGAUUCUUUGUGAGAAUAAGAGAAGUACACAUAAGUCCCUUGAAUUUCUUAUCAAAGAGCAGCAGUUUUCUCAAGCAAAAGCUCUGUGCAACUGUUUGAAUGUCAGGCUGAUCUAGCAAAGCCGUUCUCUACAUGAAACAUUGUGAUUUUUACUUUAAAAAACAACUCACAGUCUCUGAUAGUGUAUACCCUGGUGUUUAGCAGUAGAUUUCUCAAAACACAAUGAGCAGGUCACUUCAAGGAAGAAGAAUGACAGUUUUUGGUUUUUUGGUUGUGGGGUUUUGGCGGGGGCUGUGAUAAAACCUGAACUUUCAAGAGUAAACUAGAAUUUUGGAAAAUUGGCAUCUGCUUUUCUGAUCUUGAUAGCUGCCUCGUACUUAAUUUUUUUCUAAUAAGAUUUUUAGUAUCUUUUAGUGAGAUGUGUCAAAAUUUAAGACCUACCUAAAUGUUUCCAGAUACCUAAAGUCUGGUGUUAGGAAGCCUUGCAUAGAUAAAGAGCCACUAAAAUUCAACAUAAACCAGUAUAUUUUAAAUGGCAUAGCAGAGUAGGAAAAGCUGAUUGAUAAUGUUUUUAUAUUUUCACAUUGCAACUGACCUUUAAGACAUCACCAGUGGCCAAGUUUGGUGUAGUAUCAAAAAGGAACAAUUGCAACUAUCUAAAAAGAUUACAAAAUUCUUUUCUUAACUCUGUACAGUAUAUGUAUAAGGCUGGGAUUCCCUCAUAUGCUUUAAUCAAAGUAACAAAUUGCAAGAGACUGAGUGUAGAAGCAGACAUAAGAAUCUCCAUGUCUUCUAUUAAUGGAGACAUUAAAAAGAUUUGCCAAAUAAUCAAAUAGUAGUUCUCACUGGCAGUGAUACUCUUUCCUCCCUCCCCUUGCACAGGGGACCUUGGGCAACUGUUUGACUGACAGCAUAGUGGUGGCCAGAGAUGCUGUGGGACAUUUACAGUGUGCAGAGUGGGGGGACACUGCAGAAGAGGAGCUAGUCUUGGACUUCAGAGUGCCAAGGGUAGGAAGCAUGAUAUAACUCCACUCUGCACUAAAUUUUUUAUUUCAGAAACUUUUAUGUGAGCAUAUCGUGGGUUUAUUGUCAAUCUUUAAAUAAAUGUCAUUUUUAUAACUUCA